This is a messenger RNA of Hippoglossus stenolepis (Pacific halibut), 3734 nucleotides long. RefSeq names its product elongation factor like GTPase 1 (gene efl1). Lineage: Eukaryota; Metazoa; Chordata; Actinopteri; Pleuronectiformes; Pleuronectidae. The transcript is spliced from 23 exons. The record is from RefSeq and is a predicted model, not a curated record. Gene Ontology annotation, molecular function: ribosome binding; GTP binding; GTPase activity. Gene Ontology annotation, biological process: cytosolic ribosome assembly. Gene Ontology annotation, cellular component: cytosol; ribonucleoprotein complex. The coding region runs from base 162 to 3539 and encodes 1125 amino acids.
AGAAGAACGCCGGGACACAUGUGUUCAGGUGUGUGUUUGUUGUGACACCACGGUGUGUUUAAGAGGACUCAGCAGAGCAGAGUGGUGACAAGCGGGUCAAAGCGGGUUGUGGUCGCUGUCAGCUGCACGGUUAGUGCCGCCGCUUGUUGAGGUUCGUCACCAUGGGCCACACCAGCCUGCAGAAGAUCAUCGCACUGCAGAGAAACCCUGCAAACAUCAGGAACCUGUGCAUCCUGGCUCAUGUAGACCAUGGCAAAACUACUCUUGCCGACUGCUUAGUGGCAAGUAAUGGCAUCAUAUCCAGUCGACUGGCUGGGAAGCUGAGGUAUCUGGACAGCAGAGAGGAUGAACAGAUCAGAGGAAUCACAAUGAAGUCCAGUGCCAUCUCUCUGCACUGCACACAUGGAGAUCAGGAGUACUUACUAAAUCUGAUCGACUCUCCGGGUCACGUCGACUUCUCCUCGGAGGUAUCCACUGCUGUCAGGUUGUGUGACGGUGCCAUCGUAGUUGUUGAUGCUGUCGAGGGUGUGUGUCCACAGACCCAAGUUGUGUUGCGUCAAGCAUGGCUGGAGAACAUCCGGCCUGUUCUAGUCAUCAAUAAAAUCGAUAGACUCAUCCUGGAGCUGAAACUCAGUGCUCAGGAAGCCUACACCCACUUGCAGAAGAUUCUGGAACAGGUGAAUGCAGUGACAGGUUCUUUGUUCACGUCCAAAGUGCUAGAGGAGCGAGCAGAGAAAGAGGAGGAGAAAGAGAGGGAUAUAGCCAGUGGUGAUUAUGUUUACGACUGCAGCGCUGGGCUGGAGGAGGCAGAUGACUCCCUCCUCUACUUCUCUCCUGACCAAGGGAAUGUGGUGUUUGCCAGCGCCAUGGAUGGAUGGGGUUUCAGCAUCCAGCAGUUUGCCCACAUCUACAGCCAGAAAAUGGGCAUUAAAGCAGCAGUGCUGCAAAAAACCCUGUGGGGAGAUUUCUACCUCAAUGCAAAAGCAAAAAAGAUCAUGAAAGGAGCUCAGGCCAAAGGAAAGAAGCCACUGUUUGUGCAGCUCGUGCUGGAUAACAUUUGGAGUUUAUAUGAUGCAGUUGUCACUCGGAGGGACGCGGAGAAGGUGGAGAAGGUUGUGACAUCACUUGGGGUAAAGGUGAUGGCCAGGGAUUCUCGUCACUCUGACCCCAAAGUCCUCUUGGCUGCCAUCUGCAGCCAGUGGUUACCGGUAUCCCAAGCUGUCCUUUCAAUGGUGUGUGAGAAGCUUCCCAGUCCCUUAGACAUCGCAGCAGAGCGCGUGGAGAAACUGAUGAGUGUUGGAGCACGACGGUUUGACUCAUUGCCCAAACAAACUCAGGAAUUAAAAAGAGCAUUCCUACAGUGUUCCAGUGGAGAAAAUUCUCCAGUUAUCGUCUUUGUGUCCAAGAUGUUUGCUGUGGACACCAAGGCCUUGCCUCAGAACAGACAGAGACCGUUAACCCAGGAGGAAUUAUCCCAGCGCAGGGAGCUUGCUAGACAGAGACACGCUGACAGGAUGGCAGCUGAUCAGGCAGCAACAGAGAGCAACAAAGAGCUCAUCCACACAGGGCGUGUGCCACAGGAAGGCAUCAGCACAGCUAAAAUGGAGAGUCUGACAUUGAAAGACUCAAAGCCAGAGGAGGAAGAGGAGCAGAAGGAGACCUUUGUCGCCUUUGCCCGGGUCUACAGCGGGACGGUCAAGAAAGGGCAGAGAAUAUUUGUGCUAGGACCAAAGUAUGACCCUGCCCACGGCCUGCGCAUGCUUCCAGAGGGUUGCAGUGCUUCAGACGAUGUGUGCGAGGUGCCUCAUUUGUCCUGUUGUACUAUGGAAAGCAUCUAUCUGCUGAUGGGCCGAGAGCUAGAAGAGCUGGAGGAGGUGCCUGCAGGAAACAUCCUGGGUGUUGGAGGUCUGCAGGAGUGGGUCUUGAAGUCAGCCACCCUAUCAACCUCCCCUGCCUGCCCCCCCUUCACCCCACUCAACUUUGAGGCCACGCCCAUCGUACGGGUAGCAAUAGAGCCCAAACAUCCAAGUGAGAUGCCAAAGCUAGUGCGUGGAAUGCGUUUGUUGAACCAGGCAGAUCCCUGUGCUGAGGUACUGAUCCAGGAAACAGGAGAACAUGUUCUGGUCACUGCUGGUGAGGUUCAUCUCCAACGCUGCCUGGAUGACCUCCGAGAACGGUUUGCUAAAAUUGAAAUCAUCGCAUCCAAGCCCAUCAUUCCAUUCAGGGAGACUGUGGUACGUCCUCCUAAAUUGGAUAUGGUGAAUGAAGAACUGGGAAAGCAGCACAAAGUAGCCAUCAUUCACCAGGUAAAAGAAGAGGCCUCACAGGGCCAUUCAUCAGACAACCUCCACGUGGACCCCAGUGGUCUGGUGACCCUCGAUACUCCCAACAGACUGUCCACUGUCAGCGUCCGGGCAAUCCCCCUGCCACACGAGGUGACCUGUCUGUUGGAGAGUAGCUCUGAGCUGAUCCGGACUCUGGAGCAGGUCAACAUGUCCCUGAGAGAGGGGAAGAGUCUGGAUGUCAGCCUCAGGACCCUGGAAGCCAUCGCUGGACUCAAGACCCAGCUGGAAAGCCUGCUGCAGGGGAGGAAGUGGAGGAACACCGUGAAGCACAUCUGGGCUUUUGGUCCUCGCAGGUACGGCCCCAACAUCCUACUGAACAGUGUGGAGGGCUAUCAGCGGCCCUCAGUGUGGCAGUGUCUGAGCAGGGGAGACAAAGUUAUCGAGGCUGGAGCUCAGGCCGCUUUUCUGCGAGACUUCGACAACAGCAUCAUCAGCGGCUUCCAACUAGCAACUCUGUCAGGGCCCAUGUGUGAGGAGCCCCUAAUGGGAGUUUGCUUCUCUGUUGAGAGGUGGGACAUCCAGUCUUCAGCCCAAUCUCAGAAUCAUGACUCUGUGGAGAAGGGCUCCAUAUCUCCUGAGGAUUUGGCGCACCACAAAGUGGAAAGAAGAAGUGAGACUUCACAAGCGGAGGGCACAGCAGCAGGGCCGGGCCAUGCCAGACGCAGACCAGAGGCUAACGCUGCAGACUGCUACGGGCCGGUCUCCGGCCAGCUUAUCGCUGCCAUGAAGGAGGCCUGCCGUCAUGCCUUCCAGGCUCAGCCUCAGAGACUCAUGGCCGCCAUGUAUACCUGUGAGAUCAUGGCCACCGCUGAGGUGUUGGGCCGAAUGUAUGGUGUACUGGGGAAACGUGAGGGUCGCGUCCUCCAUGAAGAGAUGAAGGAAGGCACAGAUAUGUUCAUCAUUAAAGCCGUUCUGCCUGUGGCUGAAAGCUUUGGAUUUGCUGACGAGAUCCGCAAGAGGACCAGCGGCUUGGCCAGUCCACAGUUGGUCUUCAGCCACUGGGAGGUUACUGGCAGUGACCCAUACUGGGUUCCCACCACUGAAGAAGAGUACCUGCACUUUGGUGAGAAAGCAGACUCUGCCAACCAGACGCUCAAAUACAUGAACGCUGUCCGCCGCCGUAAAGGUCUCUACGUGGAGGAGAAGAUAGUGGAGCAUGCAGAGAAGCAAAGAACACUCGGCAAGAACAAGUAGAGAAGAAAACGCAGACGAGCAGCUUCUCCUGCCAGGCUGUCGGACACUGAUGCAGGAUACUGUGUUGCAGUUUCUGUGUUUUCACAGAUACAUGUAUCACAUCACUGCAGCAGAGGAACCACAGUUUAAACAGCAAACUGCAGUUACACUUUCUUACAUUUUCUUGUGCUGCAGAAUAAAUAUAUUUGAAUCUGA